UCACCACGUAAGUGUGAUACUACACGCGUCAUAAAUCGUUAAGCUUGACUUUUCGAGCAGUUUCCUCGUAGACAAUCACGCCAUCUGCCGCCCCCUCACUGGUACUGGGAGAUGGGUGUGUGUGAUAAGAACUCGGGCACACACAGGUAACUGGAAAUUUUUCUCCAGAGCCGUCCGGCAAAUCCUGGGGGGGGGAAAAAACACAAUCCAUGGCUGACUUCCAAUAAAUAAGGAAGACUUAAUGCCUCUCUUGUGUUCAGUGCUGGUCUAUUGUCGGUGAACGUGUUUUUGUCAGCAUAAACCGCCGAUAGUCCGCCGUGGUUUUAUUUUGAAGGGUUGACCCCACACCGGUACUCCGUGUUCUUUGUUCUCGGCUUCAGCUGAACGUUUCGGUGGAUUUGGGAGGCGGACCAUGUCCCUGUGUUUUUUGCAGGCUAGCAGAACUGUCACUUGGUAACAUUAGCUGUCGCAAGUAGCUGGAGUCUUACUUAAAAAAAAAUAAAAAUACAGUGUUGUGUUUUCAACACGGCACCCGAAGGCUUAGGUACUCGGUCUGUUUGUCGACUGGUGUGAUGCUAACAGGGCGGAAGUUAUGCUAGUUAUGGUCUGACAGACAAACUCAAGCUAACGUCACUGAAGGUACGAGGGGUGAAGCAAUGUUUUUCGGGAGAACGGGAAACUAAAAUAAGUUCGUGAUAAUCAUCCACACUAACGGUGACUGACGUUAUUGAGCUGAAAUCUUGGUCCUGCUGAACCCAGUCACCUCCAGCUAGCCGUUGCUAAUUUGCUUAUUUAGCUUUACUGAAGACAAUGCAGAGUUACUGAGAACAACCUUGGCAGUUCUAAAGGUCGUCAGGUUUAACCAGCGACAUGUAGACUAGAAGAUUGACUCAUAAAUGUUGCCAAUUAACAUAUUUUAUGCAAGGAAUGUAGGAGGGGGGUCAUUCCUUUCUGAAUUACUUCCCAUACACACCCACAGGUGUGUCUAUGACCUGAGGAUUUAAUUUAGUGAACAAGUAUUACAACUUCACAACUGAACUGGCAGUUCAUGCAUGCUUAAGCAGCAGGGAGCUGGCAGUGUCUGUUGAUUCAAGUUUUAAAAAAAAGUCCUUCAAGCCCUGAGAAACCAUGACAGCUGUGGUGGGUCGAGCUUGGGGGUGGGCGCGAUCAUGGGGAAGCAGUGCUGUGUCAGAGAAUACCACACCGGUGAAAGCUGAAGGCCAGAAGCACGGCGGGGGCAGUGAGGGCCUCAGAGGGUGGACCUCUUGGAUCUGGGGCAGGUGGAGACAUCAAAGUGACCAAAGUAGUCCAGCAGAAGAGUACUGGGAAGCGCAGGAGAAGCUUCAGCCCGUGGUAAUCGAAGAUCUCGGCGCAGGGAAGCGGGAGAUGGAGGCAGAUGCAGAGCAAGUUUCUAGAUGGUGGAAAUAUCUCCCGUCCACUAGCCUUUUCUGGCCAAGAAAGAAGGAACCAAGUGGACUAAGACGCAGGAAACACGGCGGUAGGAGUGGAGACGUGUCGGACCGCGAUAUUGAUGGGGACUUUUCAGAUUAUGGAACGCCGCCUCCAUCUCCUACACCUCCCUCCUCUCAGCUGACAUCUCCUUUUCGACUAUUUGCGCAGAGCUUUACGGUGGAAAUCCUACCGGAGCACCAUGAGAUCUGUUUCAAUUUCCUCCGCCACUUGUUUGACCUGUUUGUCAUUGGCUUCCUGUGGACUGUGUCGCCCCCUGCCAAGCUGAUCUUGGAGGUUUUAGGGGUGCAGGGAGCACUGAGGCUGUGGCUUCAUGGUAUGGCCAUGUUUUUUGUCUCCACAGUUGGAAUGGCAGGACUGCUCUGGUUGAUCCAGGAGUAUCUCCCUCAGUUUGCUUUGAUCUAUGGCAUCAUACAGGCCAUAGUGAUCUCUGUCAGUGUCCGACAGAGUGUGAUCCUUGGUGGAGAGGAAGAAAAAGAAGAAAAGGGCGAGGAGGGCAAGGAGACUGAUGAAAUGAAAGCCAGUAGGGAACAUAAGGAAAAGCCUUUGACUAUGAAAGACAAAGUGAAGACAAGUUGAACUUGAGCGAGAAGUUGCCGCCUACUCCGGAUUCCACCGACAUCAGGCCACCAAGUGUUUGACAUCACAACAACGGCACGACAUGGACUGUUCUGCUGUACCACUGUUUUCUGCAGUGUGAUGUAAGAAUUGUGUUGCACACUCAUUAUAAACUCCUAGAAAUUGUGUUGAUGUGACUUUGUUUUCAACACUAUUGAUCUACACUUUAUAGCAGUUUGGCCUCACUUGUUGUACUACUACUAUUGUCAGGAUCAGAAAUGAUUGAGGCCCUGAAUGUUCAAGGAAUGCCUAUUAUGUCGAAAAAGAGACACCCCCAAUAUUUAGGAAAUAGUCUAUUUCAUUUUGUCUUGUUUUCAUUGUAUUUCUUGUCUUGUGAAUCAGCGUGCAAUAGUCACCUGGUUUGGGAACAGGUUGCCUUUGGUUCACUCGGUGUGGAAAAAAUGCACCAAUUUAAAUGCAAAACAGCCAAAAACACAGCCUUAACUAGUAGAGGUUUAAUCCAGUACCACCCAGGGGGAAAAAUGCAAACCAAUACAAACCGCUGCAUUAACAAAAAACAAUAACACUAUGUUUGCCCAGGGCACAGAAGAUCGGACAAACUUAAGUUCAAAUAUCAGAUAAUAUCAAAGCUCCUGACAGUCAGGCCAAAACACUAAGAAAAUAAUUUCUGAAAGGUAAAGAUUCUCAGUGACCAUAAGACUACACCUGUCCCUGACAUACUCAUCACAUCUUGAAUUAACCUGAAGUUCAUACAACAGACAUAAGCAGGUGUUAACUGUUUUGGAGUGGUCUGUUACUGGCUCCAGUAGAUUCACCUGAAUUUGUCCACUGUCCAUUGUUCAGCUUUGACCCGUGUAUUCCCACAGCUGACCCCUAGAAACUCUGAAACAGAAUGCUGAUGUGUAUGUGCCUUUAUUGGAGCAAAAGGGAGGAAGCCCAGAGGAGGGAUGAGCAAGUAGUAACCACCAAUGCUGACCUAUAGGUUUAAGCACCAGCAAAUUAAGUCACACACAAUCACAAUGACAUUAAUAAAUCUACUAUAUUUAAGCCGUAAGUCAGCGUUGUCUCUGACCAGUGAUCACCUAAUAGCCAUGGAAUGAGUGGCUUCAUCAUCAGCUGGUGUGGUUGUUGCUUGUUUACAACUGUAAAUGAUCAAUUGUCCAACAUUUCCACUUGUCAGUCUGUUUUGUACUUUAUAUAUUUUCACAUAUUAAACUGGCAGCCCUGUUUGACCUGUGGAAGCAGCAUGUCUAGACGUUACCACUUACAGUGCAUGUAGUACAUCACAUUGAGAUUCCUCAUCAUAUGGACGUGGCACUAUUAUUGUUGCUUGUUCUGAGAAAGUGUCUGAGAGAUUGUAAACGUACACAUCGUAAUGUGUUCUCUGUACACAGUUGUUUCAUGCCUUAUGUCAUGUUCCCUGAUAUUGCUUGAUUGAAACAUUUGAAAUGUUUUUUACUGGGAACGUAGGCCACACUUUCAACACAAGAAUGCGUUUUUUAUGGAUUUUUGUGACGCUCUAGAUUCCUUACCUGUAACACAGCCUGUCAACGUGACAUUGAAAUUCAGUAAUUUAAGGUUAUUUUUCAUGUGUGCACAUGAUGAAUGACAAAAUGUGUCAACAUUCUAAUGUUAUCUCGAAUGCAUAACUACUGCCAGAUUCAAAUAAGAACUCUUAAAGCAAGUACUUAUCACUGUACCCCUACUUCCAUGUUGACAUUAAUGAAAGCCCUGAGGGUAAGGAGGGAUUUAAAAAAAAAAUUUUUUGGUGCCCUAUUUUCUACAUCUGAUUUAAAUUGUUUUCUCACCUGUGUUUAUGACUUUUUAAAAACAUUAUUAUUAUUAUUAUUAUUAUUAUUAUAAGAAAAGGUUUUGUCUUUAGCACAUUAUUAGAGUUUGUUUUUGUAAUACUCAUUUUAGCCACAAGAGGCUGAAGUGUACCACUACACUAUGUUCUCAAUUGGACUAUAAACAUUCAUGUUUUCCUUCAGGGGACAUGUGAUUAAGUAUGAGUACACACUGUACUGCAAAGCCUCAUGUGCGUUUGGCCUCUUGUGGCCAAAAUUCAUAUUAUAAAGUUCGCCUUGGAUUCACAAAUUUAAUUUAUUUUUUCUCCUGGAAAAGCUUUUACCCACCUGUUUUCACAGAUAAGGAACUCAGAAUAUUUAUCCUGACAAAAAGUUUUUUUUCACCAGUUCUUAAAUCAUAAACAUUGGAGAGAGAACAUAAAAUUCUUCACUUGCCACUCAGGGCUUCCAUAGAGUGCCGCCAUAAUGACAGAUAAAAUUUGGCAGUAAAUAAAGAAGGGCAGUCGAGGUUCCACAUUGUCUACCAAGGUCUUUGAGGUUCAAAAUCAGCAGAACAUUGAUAGUAUUUAUGCAUGUUCAAACAUUAAAAUUGCAUUUUGACAUUUUUUCAAAUGUACACACAAUGGAAGAUAACUAUUUUAAUUUGAAUAGAAGAUUUUAUUAUAAUACUGGUAUGUACAGAUUUCGAGAGAGAAUGUCAAACUAUAUUAGGUUUUUUUUCUUUUCUUUUCUUUUUUUUUUUUUACACCAAUUCGAGUCCCAAGAAGGUGACCCAGUGUCUACAAAUCUUUGCGGCCUUUUAUUCAUUGUUUGCUUACAUGGAGCUUUUAUUGCAGUGGUAUUAAUGCUGAUGUUCCCUUGUAUGAAAAGCUAUUUUUAUAUGAGCAGCCAACAGACCUAACAAGUGCAGGAUCACUGUAGCUGAAGAAACUCUGUCCCACUUCCUUAGAUAAGGAAGGAAGACUUCACCAAUACCUUUUAUGUAGUUUUAACCUGGAAGUAGUCAGAGGAAGUAUCUGCUGUGAUCUAUUACUGUACAUCUUAUUUAUGGCCACUUUGAACUUAACACUACACUGAAGUUAAAUGCUCUCACUUGGCGAAAUAAAAACUGAUCUGUUCUUUGA
Molecule: messenger RNA, 4981 nt
Organism: Acanthopagrus latus (yellowfin seabream)
Lineage: Eukaryota; Metazoa; Chordata; Actinopteri; Spariformes; Sparidae
Gene: c3h6orf47
Product: chromosome 3 C6orf47 homolog
Exons: 3
Coding region: 1129-2049 (306 amino acids)
Source: RefSeq, a predicted model, not a curated record